Gadus chalcogrammus (walleye pollock) is the source of this 2560-nucleotide messenger RNA. It is a transcript of the gene hycc1, whose product is annotated as hyccin PI4KA lipid kinase complex subunit 1. The coding region runs from base 811 to 2361 and encodes 516 amino acids. Lineage: Eukaryota; Metazoa; Chordata; Actinopteri; Gadiformes; Gadidae. The record is from RefSeq and is a predicted model, not a curated record. Gene Ontology annotation, cellular component: plasma membrane. The transcript has 11 exons. Gene Ontology annotation, biological process: phosphatidylinositol phosphate biosynthetic process; protein localization to plasma membrane.
GUAAAUUCAUAUUAAAUGAAAGACUUAAUUCCUCGUGAAUCUUUGCACGGUUUUCAAAUAAGGUGUCUCCAAUACAGAGUGAAUUUGAAUUGUUGGAAUAUUAAUGACAUUUGAAGUGGUAGCUCAAACUUUGCGAACGGGGAUGUAGUAGGAGACUCUUACUGAGCUGAAAACUACAUUUGGUCUUGUAUAAAACCCAUGUAUGUAGCAUCUUACGUCCUACCUUCAUCUCAUAUGAAAACAUGAAAAACAUCUAUUUGAGAACCAUUAUCCUAGACUGUCAUUCAAAUCUGAAAUACAGUCCUAUAUCGAGCAAGGUAGCCGAAUCUUUCUAAAUGGUGGCCAAAUCGUAUGUCCUCUAUAUUAUUUCACUAGCAAGCCCUUUUAAAAAUCACUAAAUUUUAAAUCGGUUUAAGGCGAAUAAUUUAUUAAUGGUCUCUCAUAGUUUACUUUGUGCUGUCAAACAGCAUUACUGGAGGCUACAACUUACCCUGAUGGUGGAAAUUAUGAACAUGCAGCCCUAUCCAUCGUUUCAUUGGUGCGCAUUCCUGGGGGCGCGGCUGUCCUUCUAUCGACCGCAUAGACAUUGGCUUAGGCGUCUGCCACUCAACAUAGUCUCCCCGACUUCAAGGUAGUCUGAGUGGAGAAAGUAAUGAAGAUGGAGCAGUUUGAUGUUGUUCAAUUAUUAAGGGUAUUUAUUGUGUAGGUGACUCUAGAUACGAGUCUGAUCGGCUCCGUAGAGGACUACGACCCCUCCGAAUCGGACGGAUAGCAUGCACGUAGAUGCAGCCCCGCUGCAGAUGAGGAAGCAUGCUGGCUAUGGACCAAGGAGUGGUGGAGGAAUGGCUGUCCGAAUAUAAGACGCUGCCUGACAAUGCUGUGUCCAACUAUGCCGCAUCAUUGAAAGACAAAGGAGCACUGGUUCCUGCACUUUACAAAGUCAUCCGGGAGAACUACAGCGACUUGCUGGAGCCCGUGUGCCACCAGCUGUUUGAGUUCUACCGGAGCGGAGAGCCCCGGCUGCAGCGCUUCACCCUGCAGUUCCUCCCAGAGCUGCUGUGGAGCCUGCUGUCGGCCAGCUCAGCCAGGGACCCGCACACCUCAGGCUGCAUCGAGGCCCUGCUGCUGGGCAUCUACAACCUGGAAAUUGUCGAUAAAGAUGGCCAGAGUAAAGUGUUGUCCUUUACCGUCCCUUCGCUCUCAAAGCCGUCAGUGUAUCAUGAGCCUUCAACUAUUGGCUCCAUGGCCCUGACGGAAGGUGCUCUGGCCAAUCACGGGCUUAGCAGGGUGGCGUACAGCGGGCCACACAUCCAACGAGAGACCUUUACUGCUCAGAACAGGUUUGAGGUGUUGACCUUUCUCCUGCUGUGCUACAACGCUGCUCUCAGCUACAUGACCCCUUCCUCUCUCCAGGCUCUCUGCCAGCUCAGCUCUAGGGUCUGUAUAUGCGGUUACCCACGGCAACAGCUGCGACGCUACAAAGGCAUCAGCUCAAGACUGACCGUCACGUCCGAGUUCCUGGUCCAGCUCAUCACAGGGAUUCACUACGCCUUGUGUAACGGAGAUGUAGAGGUGGGUUCCAAAGCCCUCGAUGACGUUCUGUACCGGGCUCAGUUAGAACUCUUCCCAGAAGCUUUGCUGGUGGGCAACGCCAUUAAGUCGUCAAUGCACUGCGCGGCGUUGAAGAGCAACAACAAGGAGGGUCCGCGCAGCAUCCAGGUGGAGAUCACGCCCACCGCCUCGCGGAUCUCCCGCAACGCCGUCACCUCCCUCUCCAUCCGGGGCCACCGCUGGAAGAGACACGAUGCUGUUGAUCUGGGUUCCCCGGACGAGCUGAUGGAGAUCUCAGAGGUGGAUGAAGGGGUGUGGCCGGGUCUGACGGCGCCGGGCGACGCGGCCACACCCACCAUCACCAUAAGCAACAGUUUCACCACGCCCAGCCUGGGGGCGCGGGCCAUGAAGAAGUGCCGGCUGGCCGGGCGCACCAGCAAGGACAAGGAAGCGGGCCAGGCGCCGGGGGGGCGGGCCACCAGCGAGAGCGCCGAGCUGUCCGUCAAGCGGCUGACGCUCACCUCCAGCCAAUCGGUGCCCAAGGCGGGGGCUCUGAGCAACCUGACGCGAACCGCCAGCGCCGUCUUCUCCCGCUCCUUUGAGGCCAGCAGCGCCCCGGUGCCCAACCACCUCCACCACCACCACCACCACCACCACUUGCACCACGCAGGGUCAGACGCCGGCGUCCACGAGGCCGCCGCGCGCUACUCCUGCAGCAUGCAGGAGGAGGGGCUGGGGUACCUGAACCCCGGGCCCAGCCACUCGCCCCUCUCCACCAGCAUCAGCGUGCACCUGGGCCCCGACCUUUGAACCCCCAUGACCUGCAGAGCCCCCACGCCCCUCGUACCCCAUGUGACUUGUGAUUUGCAUCUGACCCCCGUACCAGCGACCUGGAGCUCCAAGCUAUGCUAAGUGCAAAUGACCACAAAGUAUUGAUUGGAGAUCUGCUCCUGUAUCACAUGCCACCAUGUUCCAAGUGUCUUUCCUGUCUCCCUAAACCCCCCCCCCC